Molecule: messenger RNA, 537 nt
Organism: Trichoderma reesei QM6a
Lineage: Eukaryota; Fungi; Ascomycota; Sordariomycetes; Hypocreales; Hypocreaceae
Exons: 3
Cellular component (GO): nucleus
Source: RefSeq, a predicted model, not a curated record
UACUGGCUCAUGAAGGCCGAGCCCGAGACUCGUCUUGAGAACGGCAUCGACGUCAGCUUCUCUAUCGAUGACUUGCGGGCCAAGGAUAAGCCCGAGGGGUGGGAUGGGAUAAGGGCGUACGCCGCAAGGAAUCAUAUGCGGAACAUGAAUGCCGGGGAUAAAGCAUUCUUCUAUCAUUCAAAUUGCAAGGAGCCUGGGAUUGCGGGCAUCAUGGAGAUCGUAAAGGAGUUUUCAGAAGACAGCAACGCCCGGCGCCCAGGAACGCCCUACUACGAUCCGUCCUCUAGCAAGGACAACGUCCGCUGGAGUCUAGUUCACGUCGAGUUCCGAAAGAAAUUCGCCGUACCCAUCGGGCUCAAGGAACUUCGCGACCUAGGCAAGCCGGGGGGUCCCCUGGAGAACAUGCAGAUGCUCAAGCAGAGCCGGUUGAGCGUGAGCAGGGUCAGCAAGGAGGAGUGGGAGGCGCUGUGUGAGCUUGCGGAUAGGAAGGCCAAAGAUGCUGGGUUGGAGCAUAAGACGGGAAAGCUGGUCAAGUAA